UGACGGAAGACGUAACGGCCCAGGGCUUGCGUCACACCCUGAUGGUGCACAAGGCUCAAGCUAAAGACUUUGGACCCGUACAACUGUUCCGUCCAGAAUGCCUAUGGGUCUGACGUCUUCGAAAUUAUCCUCAAUAAGAAAAAAACCCUGCCUCUGCUCUUCAUAUUCUGCGGAGUGACUGGAGGAAUUGUGUUCCUCCUGGUGGCGGCGGUGGUGGUCAUCAUGUGUGCCAAACGGUCCGCAGCUAAACAGAAAGACGCCAAGACCGGAGGAGGAUUACCAGAGAAAACCGUUGCGCUACAAAUGACUGACCAGAAUUCCACAGCAAACGAAUCUGAUCUCAAGGUGGAGUUGGACCAGCGCACAGGGUCUUCCAUGAGUAAUAAAGACGCUGACCUGGAUGGAUGGGGCGGAGGAGAGAAGGAGAGCGAGCAGCCUGCCACCCCGACCUACCUCACCUCCACUAACUCCUACCUCUACCCCGAGACCUUCACCGGCAUUCCUCUCAAAAUUAACGGCCACCUCAACAGCAACGGUGGUGGUCUUUCCUACGGCAACUACGCCGACCACUCCACUGUGGCCGCAACCACUCAGCAGCAGAACCAGCAGCAGCAACAGCAGCAGCAGCAACAGCAGCAACAGCACAACAGCAGCAGCAGCAGCAGCAGCAACAGCAGCAGCAAAAGCAGCCUUCUUCUCCCUCUAGUGGUUAUCUCCUGAGCGGCAACAACAUCGCUCCAGGCGGCGGUGUGGGUGUGGGGGCGGGAAGCUUCACCCACACGCCGCCAGGCCUCGUCACUACCAGCCAGCACUCUCUCUAUCCCGGCUACAGCGAGUAUGACGCGGGGAGAGACGCUCCUGACGGCGUGCACGGCUUCUCCCCAGGGUAUAACAACGGCUUCACCAACCACAGCUUCAAGGCAUCUUCCGGCACUCUUCCUCUCUCUCUCCAUGUCAACUCCAGAGGGAACGGAGGUGUCACCGCCAAUACCACCGCCACCAUUCCUAGACUCGGCAUCCCCGUCGACCACAGCCAGUAUAUAGUGCCCCCGAGAACCCAGGUGUUGCAGGGGGCCCUUGCCACACACGUCUGAUCCAAGCCUCGGCCAGGCCAAGUUACACGUUGUUAUUACUGAUAACAUUAGAGCGCAUGAUGCGGAUCCACCAAAAACAGAGGCGUGAAAUGAUGCAGUGCGGAUGCUUCUGCCGUAGUGAGUGUCCCGGCGGCGUCAUGAUGCUGUGUACAUAUCUAGGGUCCAAUACAGGCUUGGUCUACUCCUGUUGUGUGAGCAAGACUCGUGCCGGGCCAGGAAGGGGGAGAUGCUGAGCCAUACUCUCUCGGCCACUGUUAAGUGGGAGGGACACUACCGAGGGCAGCAACACACCGAUUGCAAGACUGCGGCAAGACGGACAUUAGAGAAGCGUUCCUACUGUGGUGCAAUAGUCGUAAGAUUAAGUCGAUGUGUAAAAAAAGUGUGAGAUUUUUUUUUCUAGACACUUAACGAGAGUGCUGUUCUCUGUUCUCCAUAAAGUUUGAACGUUUAAAGAAGAAAAACUCGUCAGAGUAGAAAGUGAUAUUUUCCAUGUAUAGAAAAAUAUUCUACACACACACAUCCACAUGCGCGUACACACACACACACACACACACACACACACACACACACACACACACACACACACACACACACACACACACACACACACACACACUCAAGAGCCAGGCAACUUACAUUUUAUUAAUAUAUUGCUGGGAAUAUAUAUAUCUUAAAUCCAGGCGACCCCCUAAUCCAAUGUACCGUAGAGCUUGUAGUGGCCGAGGUGGUUCAAAUCGCUGCCCACGCCCCGUCCCUCCCCGGCCGGUGGAGCGGGAAUCAGAGCAGGCAAUUGGCUACGAUACAUGGAGAGUUGAACCUUGGGAGUGGGUCUUGAAGCAGGCCAGUGACAAAGUGAAGUCAAGUUAUACAUGGCUUGCAACUUUGAUCUUGGGGUGACUAAAGCACUGCCGCAAGGCGAGGCUUUAGUGACGCAAAGCCGAGCGGAGCUUUCUUUUGCUUCGCGACGCAUCGUCUUUCCAUUUCUCCACUGAAGCAGUAUUGGUUCCGUCGUAAUUCGAUUCUCAGGGAAGGAAAAACUCACUACAAAUUUGGGAGAGGGUAAAGGUGUGCACAAGGUCCAUGAAGUGUACAGAUUAAGAAUGGGGAUUAAUCUCAGUAAGCAAGCAACUUUUUAUUGAUUUCAAUUUGGUCUAAAGGGGGAUUUUUGAAGUUUAUAAAGGUAUUAUAGUCCUCUCCCUUGCCCAGACCCCUUAAAAGGAGCUCCUGACUCCGCAACCGCUCGCUUCACGUCUUGUUGUUGUUGUUGUUGCUGUUGUUGUUACAGUAUUUUGUGAAACGUAAACGUGAAUGAAAACAAAUAGGUUCCUUCAAUUUUAAGUACUGAGGAGCAAGUCAUUUAUUUAGUGGGUAUGACGUGGCCCUGGACCUGCCUCCACGCCGGGACGAGGGACACACACACACACACACACACACACACACACACACACACACACACACACACACACACACACACACACACACACACUCGUGCUUGUGGCUCAGCAGGGACAGAGGCACGGGAAGUCGCGUGUCACUGGAGCAGCUUUGUAUACACGCGGUUACUCUACAGGGAGCUUUUGGCUGGCAUUACAAAGAAGCUGCAUCACACACGAGUUCAGUACCAAUAACUAGGCCACAAUUAAUAUAAUUAAUUGAACAGAAGCACCAUGACUUUAAUCCCUAAUGUGGAUAUAUAUUAUGUCCGUCAGUGUUUGUUAUCUGUGGAUUUACCAACCCAGAGAUUAGGAGCACACCAAACAACGAAAUUAUCCUACAUAUGCCACAAAGGAAAGCAAUUGAGUUACGAGUAGAGUGAGUGUUCCUUCUGGGGCGAGAGGACACACUCUGUCCAGAAAGGAUCUCGUAAUACAUUCGUAAUACCUCAGUGUCAAUUAAUAAUCUUCCUCUUUUAUGUGUGGUUACUAGAAAUAUGGCAUGUACACACCAAGUAACCAGAACAUCAUAAUAUGUAUCAAGUAUUUCGCAAUACUAUUGUAUUGUGUAGGAAGAUUUCCUCCCAUAACAGCAUUUUUCUCAGAGCGGCAGAGCUGGCGAAGGCCUCACCACCACCUCCAGUCCUCGCGGCACUCGGCCCUCACUGCCCUCUUCCUCCCCGUCCCUGACCUCUACAUCCCCAGUCUUCCUGAUUGUUUGUUACCAUUUAGACCAUCAGAGCGUCGCUGUGUGCAGGUUUGUUGACUCCAGAUAAUCAUGGUGCGCUCAGGGUGGAGGAGUGGAAUAUUGAGCCCCGCUGCCACACGGCCAGACCUGGCGGGGCUUGGCGACACGCUUCUUUGCCGAAAGGGGCACGCCAGCGCAUUACUAACAUUAUAACACAUACAUGAUCUCUCUC
Molecule: messenger RNA, 3447 nt
Organism: Scylla paramamosain (green mud crab)
Lineage: Eukaryota; Metazoa; Arthropoda; Malacostraca; Decapoda; Portunidae
Product: sun domain-containing protein 1-like
Exons: 5
Coding region: 223-720 (165 amino acids)
Source: RefSeq, a predicted model, not a curated record